AUGAUUGGAAGUGGUAGAUGUUUACAAAACGAGAUUGAAAAUGUUUUGGAAUCUUUUUUGAGUGAAUUGUCUUUAAGUUGUGGAAUUUGUGAUUGGGAAGAGAAUGGAAAUGAAAAAAUAAUUUCUUUGGCUUUUGAGCAUGCCAACACUCAUUCCGAACAAUUUAUUGAAAUCACAAAACAAACUGAUUCAAAUAAAGAAGAAGAAAUUAACGAAAAUAAAAAUAUUAACAACAAAAACUUUGAGGAAAAAGAAGACAAUUUAAUUAAUUGGGAACAAUUAGAUAAAUAUUUAAUUAAUGCUGGAUUGGCUAAAUAUAUUAAAAGUGAAGAAAAUAAUAAUAAUUCUGAACAGAAAUUAGUUAAAUGUUCUUUUUGUCCUGCCGAAUUUACUAUGCCUAAAUUGUCUAAGCAUAUUUCUGAGGAGCACUCUAUUCCCGUAGAUAUUGCCCACCAAUUAACCAACCAAAUUGACGAAGAUUAUCAACAUAAAAUGCCCACAAAUCAAGAAAAAUUGUUGGAAGAUUCUAUUGUUUGCAGUUCCUCCUCCACAUCCUCAAUGCCUACUAACUUGCCAACUUCAUCUGUCCCUUCAAAUAAAGAAGACGAAAAUAAUAUUCCUUCAACUUCCUUUAAACAACAAUCAGAAGAAAAUAUUUUUAGUUAUAAAUGUACUCAAUGUUUAAAUAAUAUUGCUUUUCGAACUGAAGAACAAUUAAAGGCUCAUUCACUUUGCCAUUCACCAGCACGUUUUAAAUUAAAAAGAAAAAUUGGUGGAAAUGAAAAACAAAAAAUAUUUAAAUGUGAUGUUUGUCAAGAUUGUUUUGAUACAAAUGGGGAACUUUUAGAACAUUUUAAUUCCGAAAAACAUUUACAAAAAGCCGCAGAGAAAACAGGAGGAAUGGAAGAAGAUGAAGUUGUUAGAUCACGUCUAAAUUCAAAUCAAUUCUCCUCAACCUGUUCAACAUCCAGAACUCCAUCAAAAUCUUCAACUUCCAAACAAUAUUCAAAUUCCCGUCGUAAUAGUGCCAAUUCUUCUAAUAACAAAUAUUUACCUUAUAUUUGCAAUAUUUGUUCACUCUCUUUUGGUCAACCAGGCACUUUAGAUACCCAUCUUAGAUCAACAGCACAUGCACAAAGAAUUGUUAAAUUAAAUGAAUUAGUCAAAUCUGGAGAAAUAAAUCCACAAGUGCCAGUUUUUGAACAGCCUGAACCUCAUCCACCUCAGCGAAGUAUUGGAGAGCUUUUACGUGAAAAGAAAAAGCAACAAAAAAUGGGAAAGCUAACAGCCAUUCCAACACAACAACAACCCUCAAUUCCAUCAACCUCAACAACUUCUGAACAAAAUAAUAAUAUUCUAGAUUGGUGGAGAAAUAAUUUAUCAGAGCAAUCAACAAAUAAUAAUUCUAAUUUGAUUAAUACUUUUAUGUCACAAAUAUUUAAUAACGAUUCUCAACAAAAACAACAAAACGAUGUUGAUCCUUUUUGUACUUUACAAAUGGCACAAAUAGCACAAAUGAUGUUAAGUGCCCAAAUGACUGCAGCUGCACAAAUGGCUUCUUUGAAUUCUGAAAAUGGAGGAAAUGGUUUUUUGGAUCUUCUUGGCAUUAAAAAUGAAGAAGAAACAAUUAUUAAUAAAGAAGUAGACAAUAAUCAAGAAUUAAAUAAAAGUGUUAGUCCAUAUGAAGAGCCUCGAGCCAAAAAACCUAAAACUGAACGAAAAUUUUCUGAAAAGCCAGGAAAUAAUGAAAUAAAGAAAAAUAGCCAAAAUAAUCAAAUUAAUGAUAAUUCUGAUCAAAAUGGAAGUUUUAAUCAAAAUAAUAAUUACGGAGAUUUUGCUUCUGUAUUGCGUGCACUUACUUCUUCCUCUGCUAAUUUUGCUGGUGCUGAACAAUCAACAACAACAAAUUUAUUAGAUACUUCUUCUGACCCUCUUUCUUCUCAAUUUCCUUCAAAUCAAAUAACAUCGACAGAUGAUCCAACAGCUUUUUUAAUGGCAACAAUGGCUGCUGCAGCAACCCAAAAUGGUGGAGGAAAUAACAAUAAUAAUCAGACAACAACGACAAAUAACAAUAAUAAUCAACAAACAAAUAGUGGAAAUCAAUCUCCUUCAGCACAGCAAAAACGAGCCAGAACAAGAAUUGGUGAUGAUCAUGUUAAGAUUUUACGUCAGUAUUUUGAUAUUAACAAUUCUCCAAGUGAAGAACAAAUUAAGGAAAUGGCACAACGAACAAAUUUAGCUGAAAAAGUAAUAAAGCAUUGGUUUCGAAAUACUUUAUUUAAAGAACGACAAAGAGACAAAGAUUCUCCAUAUAAUUUUAGUAUACCUCCACAAAUGAGUAUAGAUUUGGCUACUUAUCACAAAACUGGAGAGGCUAAAAUUGUUCCGUUAAUUAAACAAGAGAAAGAAGAAAAUGAAUCAAUGGGGGAAGAAGAGGAUAUUAUCAGAAAUGUUGAAGAAAAUUCAAAAAUAAUUGGAAAUUAUCAAAAUGAAAUGAAAGAUUAUUCUGACCAAGAAUUAGAUGAACAAGAAAUGAGUGAAGAUAAUAGGGAGGAAGAAGAAGGGGAAGAAGAAAAUAUUUUAAUUAAACAAAAGGAGGAAGAAAAUAAUGAAGAACAAAAAAAUUUGAAGAAAAAAAAUAAAAAAUCAUUUUUAAACAAAACUUUGGAUAAUUUAGGAGGAAAUGAAACUAAAUUAAAUUUAAAUGAACAAUUUAAAAGUAUAGAAUCUGUAGCUGCUGAUUUAUUAGCAAGUAUUGGUAGACAAUCUUUGUGUGAUGAAGGAGGAGGAAAUAAUUCUGGAAUUGAAUUUUCACAAGAAAAUCAACAAUUACUUUCACCUUCUCAUUUAAAUGGCACAUCUUUAAAUUUCGACACAGCUGGACAAUUUGCCCAAUUAAUGUUUUCUUCUGCAGCCGCGGCUGCAGCAGCUGCUGGAAUACCUUCCUCCUUUUCUUCAUUUAAUUUAUUUAAUCCUUUUGUAUCCAACAAUUCUAUUGAUUCAACUAUUUUACAACAACCAUCAGCAACAACAACACAACAACAAGUUGAUAUUCUUAGUCAAUUAAUUAAUUCAUCUUCUUCUACUCAACAAACAAUAACAACAAAUUCUUCAAUUCCUUCUUGUUCUUCCUCAACUUCAAUUAAUUCAAUUAAUCAAAUAAUACAACAACAGCAACAAUCAACAGCAACAACAACCCCAAAUAAUUCAACUACAACAACAACAAAUAUAGUAAUGCCUGGUGGAGGUUCUAGUGGUAGAAGGGCAAAUCGGACUAGAUUUACUGAUUUUCAAUUGAGAACAAUGCAAGACUUUUUUGAUAAACAAGCAUAUCCUAAAGAUGAUGAUUUAGAAAUGCUUAGCAAAAAACUUGGACUAUCUCCACGUGUUAUUGUUGUUUGGUUUCAAAAUGCUCGCCAAAAAGCUCGUAAAGUAUUUGAACAACAACCUCAUUUAAUGGCACACCCAUCAAUUAUUGAACAAAUAACAACAGAAGGCCGUUUUGCCCGUACACCUUCAUCAACUAAUUUUCAAUGUAAAGUUUGUGGGCAAGUAUUUCAACGUUAUUUAGAAUUAAUUCAACAUCAACAAAGAAUUUGUUGUUCUGUUAAAUUAGAGGAACAACAAAAUAAUGAGGGGGAUUUUAAUGUUUCUGAUAUUUUAAAUGGAAAAGAGGAAAAUGGAAUUGAAGAAGAAGAAAAUAAUAAACAUUUAUUUUUACAGCAACAAUCUUCUAAUAUUGAAAGUAGUUCACAAGAAAUGCUUUUAUUUAAUCAAUUAUUGGCUGCUGCUGGAUGUUCACAUCAACAAAUAAAUCAAAUGAAAAUUGAUGUUCCAUCCUCUAAUAACGUCUCAACAAAUGACACUUCCACAGAGUGUCAAUGCCCACUUUGUGGUUUACAAUUUAAUUGUAAUGAUAAACUUGCUAAACAUAUUUCUGAAAAUCAUUUUUCUUCUUCUUCCUCAACAAAUUUUUUUAAUUUAAAAGAAGAAAAUUAUGAAAAACAACAAAAUCCCUUAGAUUUAACAAUUAAUAAUAAUCGUUUUAAUGGUUAUAAAACAGAAGAGGAAAUACUAGAAGAAGAAAUUGAAGAAGAAAAUGAAAGACAAAAUAAUAAUGAUAGUACAGGAGGAGGGGGAGGAUAUUUUGUUUCUAAUGAUCCUUCACUUUCUCCAACAAAUGAAGGAGGAAAUAAUGAAAGUUUAUUAUUAAAUGAAUCUUCAUUAGCUGCAGCACUUCUGUUGCCGUCUUUAUUUGGAGGACAAAAACGAAUAAUAAAUGAUGGAAUAAAUCAAAGACAAAGACCUCAAAGUCAAUCAAAUAAUUCGAAACGUUUUAGAACACAUUUGACGCCUAUGCAAGUUUUUGUAAUGAAGUCAUUAUUUCACGACUACAAAACUCCAUCAAUGCAAGAAUGUGACUCUUUAGGUCGGAGAAUUGGACUAACCAAACGAGUUGUUCAAGUUUGGUUCCAAAAUACUAGAGCAAAAGAAAGAAAAGCUGGUAGCAGUAGUGGAAGUGCUGAACCAGAAGAAUUAAUUCCUUGUUGUGGUUCUUCCAUUUAUUGUCAACUUUGUGAUAUGCCAUUUGGAAAUAAUUUAAAUAACAAUAAUAAUAGUCAAUUACUUCAAGAACAUAUUUUUACUGAAAAUCACAUAGAAAAAGUAAAAGAAAAAUGUUCUCAGUUAAAAACAACAAUUAGAGGAUGUUCUGUAAGUAUUGGAGGUGAUGAACAACAAAAUUUGUCAUUUUUGGAUGAAAAAAGAGAAGGAGAAGAUAAUUAUGAUGAAGAAAAAAUUGGUGAAAAUUGUGAUUGGAAUAAUGAAUUAAUUGAUGAUGGAGGGAUAGGGGGAGGAGGAGGAGAAAAUAAAGAAAGAAAUAAUCAAUCAUCUUCCUCUUCUUUAUCACCACAACAACAGAUUGGUCAAUCAUUAACAGCUGCAGCUGCAGCUCAAUUACCUUAUUAUGCUUUAGCAGCGGCAGCUGCUGGUGGAAUUGGGGGAAUGCCAAUGAAUGGUUUACUUCCACCAUUACUUUAUGACCCACUUUUGUUCGGCACACCAGUUUCGGCACUUAAAGUCCCAGAAACUGUUUCACAACAAAUUAUUACCGAUAUGUCUUCUGGAAAGGGACAAAGUUGUUUUACACAGGAUGGAUUAGAAAUUAAUAAAUUGGAAAGUAAAUUAGCUGAUAAUUUUGGAUUUUUAAGUUCUGUUGAUUUGGAGGUUGGUUGGGGUUGUCAAAAUUGUAAUAAUGUCUUUCAACAACCAGAAUUACUUCAAAAUCAUUGGAAAUUAAUUUGCCCGGCAGGGGAGGAUAUUGGUGCUUUUAAAUUGAUACAAACACAUUAUCAAUGUAAUCCUUGCCAGAAAAAAUUUGGAACACAGGAUGACUUUUGUGAUCAUUGCCUUUCUGUGGAACACAAAACAAAUUGUAGAGCAAAAAAAGAAAGCAAAUAAAUUUCUGUGGCCACUUCUUGUCUCCUGCAAAUAAAAAUAAAAGAUCUCUUUAAAUAAAAUUUAUUUCUUACCAUUUUUAAUUUUUAAAAUUCAUUUCCUUGUAGUAAAUUUUAUACUAAACACAUAACCGUUCCUAUAAUGGAAUAAUCCCCAAAAAUAUUUCUUUAAAAUUUUUUUACAAAAACAGUUAAAUAAAACCAUCAAAAUAUAUUUACUACAACAAAUCUUUUAAAUAUUUUUUACCGGUUUUUGCUCUGGUGUUUAGCUUUAAUGCAUUGAAUUUCCUCAUUUUUUAUUGAGAUUUAAAUAUUUUUUUUUCAAUAUUUUUUAAUAUUAUCUGAAUAUUUUUUUACGAAUUUUCUAUAUACCUAUUUUCUUUUGAUUAUUCACCACCACAAAAUCCUCAUAAAUAGCAGGACAUUUAUAUAUUCUCGUCAAUUAUAUAUUUUUUUGUUUAUUCAUUAUUAUACAACGAUAAUUAAAUAUACUUUAAAUAUACUCCCCUUCCCUUACACAAUUUGUCACAAAAUUUUUGUCUUUCGCAAAAAAAUAUUUU
This is a messenger RNA of Meloidogyne enterolobii, 6016 nucleotides long. Lineage: Eukaryota; Metazoa; Nematoda; Chromadorea; Rhabditida; Meloidogynidae. The record is from the annotation of a GenBank genome assembly.